Molecule: messenger RNA, 4962 nt
Organism: Eimeria tenella
Lineage: Eukaryota; Apicomplexa; Conoidasida; Eucoccidiorida; Eimeriidae
Exons: 15
Coding region: 1-4962 (1653 amino acids)
Source: RefSeq, a predicted model, not a curated record
AUGUUGGGAGAGGCUCAGCUGGCAUCGAAAUCCACUUUUCCAGGCAUUAGUCUGUUACAAGACUCAUUGCUUGCAUCUCGUGGAGAGACUACUGCAGAGGCUGGCACGGAAGGCAAAGCAGGAGGAGUACAGCAGCCAGCCGCACCAGAUGCAGCCAGCACACCUCAGCCGUCCUCUCCGCAAGCUAGCGUCAGGGGAGCGCCUGAGACUUUCACAGGAAGUAUUGCUGCAACACAGCGACAAGCACCUUCGGCAUCGCAAUUUGCACAGGGCACCACUGUUCUGAAGGGAGUGACACUAGCAAUUAGCUCUGUUAUUAUUCAAGGAGUCAAAGUUACGCAAGUUGCAGCCUUUAAAGGCGGAUCUGUGUUGGCUGUUUUUAAUCUCACGACCACCAGUGCAGAAAAGGCCAAGCUUCUUCAGGACAUAUCUGACCUCGCUAAAAAUCCAGAGGCCGUUUUUGAUCUGAUAUGGGAGGCUAUUUCGCCCACAGCAGGGAAGCUGAAGCUGAAAUUGGAAUCAAGCUACAACGCGGCGGCGAGCAAGCCUAGUGUGGCAUUAACACUGGCCUUUAAACAUGUGGUGGGCACAAGGGAAAUCGUUGACACGGUAACCGCUAGCAUUCCAAAGACAAUGGUUCUAGAAUUCAAGCAGCUUGCAGAUUUUAAAGGCUGGUUGGCGGCAAAUUGCCAUCCGCCGAUCCUCAAACACGCGGAUGCCUUUCACAUUUUACGAUUAACACUGACUAGCGCGGAAAAACAAAAAAGUGAGGUCAGAGGAGAGGAGCAAGCUCUGAAGUGGCUUCAUAUGGUUGCUGCAAGAAAAGACCCGGUCUUGCCCGUGUCUGGGGAACUAGAGCGCAACGCCAUCAUCGAGAUCCCUUUCGUCGAGAACCUCACAUGGCCGUUGCUGUUGAAGCUUAGGGCUCUGGUUGACGAGUCUGCUAAGGGGCACACUCCUAUCAGCUCUUUCGCAGGAAAGAUUCCGGGGCUCAAAACGGAAAGGUUCACUGUGCCAACCUCAUGGUUCGAAUUAUCACCCGAACAACAAUAUGAACUCUGGCUAAAAGGGAGGCAACCAGGAACUACAGGGGUUAGCCCUGGGCAGCUCAACAUCACAGGGUUGUUCGGUCCUCAAUACACCGCCGGAAUUCCGCAAAUUUUCUUUUAUGAUCAUACUGGCCAGCCAUUUGGUUCCAACAAACAACGCGAUAACGUGUCACUCUUUGGAACCCGGCUUACGCCUGUCGACAAGGUUCCAGACUACGUUGCAGGACAAUUCUCACCAGCGCUAAGCGCGAAAAUCGUUUUCCCAGGAGGAAGCUCCGCAGUUCACGUUAUAAGCCCAGUGCGUGAAUGGCACAAAAUUGAAAAGCGGUAUCUCGACCUGCGCGCUGCUCUCGCUCCUAAGGAACCUGAGAAAAAUGGCGCAUUACUCAGCGUUACCAUAAACGGAAAGAUCUACCCACUUGUAGCAGAGUUUGUAGAAAUGUAUCCAACACUUCUUCAUUUACUGGCACACCUUGCUACUGAAAACCCGGCAUUUGUGGUCAAUGACAUCAGCUUAAAUUUUGGAGCAAGUGUGCCGCGUUCAGUCAAAUCCAUAUUUAUUUUGGAAACCCCUGAAGGCAUUCAGCCUUGGUGUAUGUUUCAAUACGACAUUUCAAUCACCAGAAGAAAUACAAUCAUCAUCAAAUCUCUUCUGAAGAAGGCUCGCCAAGCUGCGGAGUCUCCUGCCGGAUGCAAUAUUGUCAAUGCCAAAGGGUUACGAUUCGAAACGAUUACUGCAGUGGCAAAUGUGACGCAGAUGCAGCCUGAACUCAAGACAGAGAACAGGCAGGAGCUAAACUUCAAGGGUUCCUCAGCCGAAUGCAAGCGCUUAGGGGCAAUAUUCACUGACGCGCACAGGCGAGGCCACGCGCUUGCCCUAUACUUUAGUGCGACGCAUUUGCUAAAAGGAAGCGUGGAAAUUCCUAAAUUCGACAAGGAAGGUCGGGAAAGAAAACCUAGCAUCAAAACAGUGACGUCUAGGGUCAAAAUAAACGAAAAAUAUCCGGAUCUUCUAAAGGAUUUUCAAAGACCUUUCUGGAAGUACAAAGUGCCAACCAUGGAAUUUCCAUACGUUCAGUCUCCAGGGAAGCCGGAAGCAAGUGCUCUACCGGAAGGGUUCAUUCCAGAAGCAUGGUAUCAUCAGGCGCCUGCCAAAGUGAAACUUAUCUGGCAUCCGCAGUUCCCAAUACUUGGCGGUCGAGAUACUUUUACUGAUGGAACUGGCGCACACGUGACAGGAGAAACGGUAAACGUGCCUCUGCGCCCAGGCACUUCGGCCCUAACAGGCCCUUUUACCGUCAUACAGACUUGGCUUCGACAGCACAUCCCUCAUUUACAACUACCAGUAGAUCUUGAAAGCAUGCCUGCCGAAGAUCGCAACUCUCUAUUCAACAAGAUUGUAAUUGAAGUUGAAGGCGGCGAGAGGAUGAGGCUGAUAGAUAUUCUCAAGCCCCUUCUACACACACCAAAUUGGAAGGCACUAAAGCCUGAAGAUUUCCAAGUACCGUAUCAUCUUUUAACCAUACCGAUCAAGAACAUGUUUGUCGAGGGUGGAUUGGAUUUCGUCGUUACAACACCCAGCGGGGGACAAGAAUCGCACACAGUUCCCAUUCGUCCUGGGGAAACUUGGGAGACAGCUGCUGAUAACUUUUUCCAUCGUUAUCCCCAGUUUGAAAGAAAAACAACAAAAUUGUCUCUAUUUGACAGUGAUGGAAACCCAAUCACUCUUCGUCCGGACUCCUCGGUCUACAUAGGAGUCAAAGAAGCUAUCCAACAGCGUCGUAAGGGGUUGCAAAUUACUUUGGAGACGCCUUUUGGCAAGGUCACAGCAUGUUAUCGCCUGGACGUGGAAAAGGGCAAAUGCCUUGUUGUUUCAAUGCACACGGUGUUCUGUGGGAAGAUCAAAGGCAUCUCCGACCGCGCUGAACGCUGGCAAAAACAGUGCAACGCUGCUGAUAUGAAGAGUACAAGCGUUGAUGAGGUACAGCGUUUCAUGGAACAAACUUUGAGAGGAGCUGAUCUUGUUCGCCCAGUCAGGCUUCGUGACCUGCUGGCGCUCAUGAGGAAACACGUUGCGUCGACAAGGCCCGACUUGCUAGCACAAUUAAACUUGCCGGACCCAGCUAUUUCACAGGCGGAGAUCACGAAGAUUAAAUCUCAAAUCGAAGCUGUCAGAGCAAAGCCGAACAAGACGGCAGAAGAUUAUGAUGAAAUUCAGCGACUAAGGCGCCAAAUAAAGAUGAUUCUGGCAAAGGAAACAAAGUGGGCAGUUCCGUCAGCCCUCACAUUCUUUUAUUUGGGAGAAAAAGGGGUGGAAAGAGAUUUACGCGUGCCUAUCAAAGAUCCGGAACUAAGGCUCUCUGAUGAAUUUUGGAAAGUUUUCCACCAUGCCACCCGCCAGUCGCCUGAAGCUGCAGCAAUGGACUUUGCAAACGUCUACGAUAUUUCAUUUCGUGUGCUGGGAAUGGAAGAAAGGAAGGAGGAAAAAAGGCGAAUAAAGCAUAAAGUGAAGUUGGAGAAAAAAGAAGAAAAAGCAGCUACUCAAAUUAAGGUGAACAACAGACAAAAUACAAACAUAGAUGAAAAAAUUAAAGCUUUUCAAAGCCGCGCAAAAAUCCGAGUACGACCAAAUUUGUUACAUGUGCAGAUUAAAGUCAAGGUUGAGUUUGAUGUUGAUAACGAGGAAUCUUCUUCGGAUACUGGCGUUGAUGUCACAAUUCCCGCGGAUUUCAGCACAGGCCUGACAAUAGGAGGAAAGCGCAGCAUCGUAACGCAACUAUCCAAAAUCUACAAAAUUCCCCGAAGCUACUUUACCUUUGAAGGAUAUCCACGUGUCGUAACAGAUCCUGCAAAAGGGGAACUGCCAAUUCUUAAAGUCGCACUGCAGGCCGUUUGUUCGCGCAAAGAUGGUACUAUUGGCAUCCAGCCCAGUGAGCUUGCCCGUGUGCUCACUGAGCUUGGUGGAUAUACCGAGAAGGAUUUGAUCUUCUUGAUCACUACUUCAGGAGAAAAACUAAGAGUUUCUAUCGAAAAUGUUCGGCAAAUAGCUCCUGACAAGGCUCGCCUAUUCAUGUUUGCGGUAAGCAGAGAACUAAACCAAACUAAUUCAUCGCUCAGCAAGUGGCUAAAGAAAAGCGGAGACUCGACAGAUGGCUACCUUUGUGUUGUUUUUCAGUGGAAGCGUACGGCAGCCGAUAUCAAGGCCGCAGCUGAGGCAAAGGGAAGGGAGAGGGCAGAGGCCAUCGAAGGAGAGGUUGCCGAUCCAUUGAAUUGGAGAAACUUAUUGGGCCCUUGGUUGUCACGCACACGAGGAUUCGGACCCUUAGCUAACACGAAAAUCCAACUUGUUGUACGCAACGAUAAGGAAAAAGAUCGCGGAAACAGGAAGAGCAAAUGCCAAGUUAGCACAUUUGGAGAACUUCUAGAGCUUAUCAACCAUUUGGAAGAGCUGCUCAAGAUCUGCCCAGGGCUACAAAGAGCAACAACAAACAGGCAGCCGUUUUCCUUUGAGCUCGGAAUAAAAUCACCGCCACCUACAGGAUUUCGCCUGUGGAACCGCGCACACGGAGACCCUGAAAAGAAUAGGAGAUAUCUAGAGCGCCUGACAGUCGCUUUUGCAAAUGUGUAUGACGAAACGAAAAUUAAUUGGAAGUUCGCCAAGCACAGCGGCACAAUGACGCCAGAGCAAAUUCGUCAUAUUAGAGAUCUUCUGCAGAGUGACAAACCUCGGGAUGCUGCUCUCGUCAGAGAAAUGUUGGCAGUAUUGGGGGUUCCAGCGGACGACAUUGCAAGACUUACUGGAAGGUUAAGUAUUCUAAUCUUCCAUGAACCAACUGAUCAAGACAAGGUGUUGCUGAGAGAAGGAGUUAUAACGGUGCGCUACCCACAAACCCCGACCAGCUACUCUUCCUAA